Pteropus alecto (black flying fox) is the source of this 700-nucleotide messenger RNA. RefSeq names its product mal, T cell differentiation protein (gene MAL). The record is from RefSeq and is a predicted model, not a curated record. NCBI's taxonomy places the organism in Eukaryota, Metazoa, Chordata, Mammalia, Chiroptera, Pteropodidae. Gene Ontology annotation, biological process: myelination. The transcript is spliced from 4 exons. Bases 119 to 580 code for a protein of 153 amino acids. Gene Ontology annotation, cellular component: membrane. Gene Ontology annotation, molecular function: structural constituent of myelin sheath.
CCCCUGCUCUUAACCCGCGCGCGGGGGCGCCCGGCCACUGCGCUCCACCGAGCCAGAGAUCGGUCACCGCGGAGCUAGAGCCGCGCGUCCCAUCCCCAGGCCGACGCAGCCCGCCGGCAUGGCCCCCGCAGCGGCGUCGGGGGGCAGCUCCCUCCCCAGCGGCUUCGCGGUCUUCAUCACCUUCCCGGACCUGCUCUUCAUCUUCGAAUUUGUCUUCGGGGGCCUGGUGUGGAUCCUGGUCGCCUCGUCGCUGGUGCCCAUGCCCCUGGUCCAGGGCUGGGUGAUGUUCGUGUCUGUGUUCUGCUUCGUGGCCACCACUGCCCUGCUCAUCCUGUACAUAAUUGGCACCCAUGGCGGGGAGGCCUCCUGGGUCACCCUGGAUGCAGCCUACCACUGCACCGCAGCCCUGUUUUACCUCAGCGCCUCCGUCCUGGAAGCCCUGGCCACCAUCGAGAUGUACGAGGGCUUCACCUACAAGCAGUACCACGAGAACAUCUCCGCUGUGGUGUUUUCCUACGUAGCCACUCUGCUGUACGUGGUCCAUGCAGUGUUUUCUCUAAUCCGAUGGAAGUCUUCAUAAAGCCGCAGAAGAUCUUCAGCUAAAACCUGGACGGUGUUACCUGAUCAGCCCGUCUUCCAGCCUAACUUUGUAGAAUGCAGAAAUGCUCUCCAUGGUGGAAAAAAGAAACCAACCCUCCCC